Molecule: messenger RNA, 3555 nt
Organism: Gilbertella persicaria
Lineage: Eukaryota; Fungi; Mucoromycota; Mucoromycetes; Mucorales; Choanephoraceae
Product: Fusaric acid resistance protein-like-domain-containing protein
Exons: 2
Coding region: 1-3555 (1184 amino acids)
Source: RefSeq, a predicted model, not a curated record
AUGGAUUUAGAUCCAUCAAAAAGGCGUCCUCAUAAUGCUGUACCUAUCAUUGGCUCUCCUUUAUCAGAUCCAGGCUUACCAGCACUCUCAAGUUCACCACAAUCCUUCUUUAUUGAAAGAACACAGUCACUCGAUAAUGUACUUCACCAACAAGAACUUGAACUAGGUCGGUCACCUUCCAAUCUAAGCGAAAUCGAAGUGAUUUUGGAUGAUGGUACAACUCAGAAAAGAACAGUCUCUCUUUCUACACUACCUGAAUAUACUGAAGAAGAAGGUUCCGAAGAUGAUGAUGAUGAUAAUAGCAGUAAUGACAAAACACCUCUUUUAAAGUCACACAAACAUGCAUCAUACACUGUUGAAUCCGAUAGCUCAGAUGCAGACGGAAGUGACUCAGAUGAACCCUUUUUUCCUGUUCAACACACAAAACGUAAACACCAGACAACAGUCCAAGAUGAUAUGGAACAAGGAUGGUAUAGUCGUUGCCAAGCUUGGAUCAAACGUCUGAAUGAUAUAUGCACUCUGACACCCCAACAAAGAACUGUCUUAAAAUGUAGUUUUGCUUAUUGUCUGGGCUCAUUGUUUACGUUUGUGCCUGCUCUGAAUGCCUUGAUUGGCAAUAACCAUACUUCCAGUCAUUUGGUGGCUACAGCGACUGUGUUUUUUAAUCCUGCAAAGACAUUGGGUGGUAUGGUCGAAGCUGCGGCUUAUGGCUGGGGCUAUGUCUUGUUUGCUGAACUGGUGUCCUUUGCUUCCAUGCUCACGACGGAUUUCUUUGUCGAUCGUGGUCAAUUUCUGGUGGCCCAUCUGAUCUCUCUCUUGUUCUGGUUAGCUGGUUCAACCUUUAUUGUGGCUUUCCUCAAAGCCCAUUGGAACAAACCACCCGUGGCCACCGCUUCCAGUCUCUGUUUCAUCAUUAUCUUCAUCAUUGUCGUUCGUGAAGGAUCUGUAAACCGAGGUGAUUUUGAUACCACACGUAUUGAGCAAAUCACUACGGCCGUGGCCACAGGUACAUUGAUCACGGUGGCCUGUUGCGUUGUGUUCUGGCCUGUCUCUGCUGCCAAGAAACUCAAAAAAGACGUCGAUGCCACACUGACUUCGUACCGUGUGUUGCUUAAGUUACUGGUCAAGACGUUUUUGUUGGACGACGAUCUGCCUGAAUUCAAAGCGAAUCGUACGUUGCAGACAGCCAUUCAGUCGCAUCAAGCGAGUUUUACAGCGCUUCAGAAAUCGUUAAAAGAAGCCAAGUUGGAAACAUGGUGGAAUCCCGAAGUCAGAGAUCGAGGGGCAGAAUACGAUGCUGUGAUCAAGAGUAUGCAACGUCUGGCUCAACAUGUAGGUGGACUAAGAAGUAGUUGUGGCAUCCAGUUUGAAAUCAUGGGCAGUGAAGCCACGAAACAGUACAAGGAAAUGUCUCGCAACAAAAAGAAAAAGAAACAGACUCGAUCGAUAGCAACCAACGUGUUUGGCUCAAACACUCACCCACCCAGCAAACUGUCACAGUCGUUUGUGCCUGCGUCUACAUUUGAUGAAGACACAAGUUGGAAUGUAAGAGCAGGGUAUCGUCGUCGAAAACUACAGGAUGAAAUGCGUCGACAAAAGACAUUUAUGAGUCGUUCGGAUGAUCAACUGGAAGACUUUUUAAAUCAUGUACCUUCGACUUCUCAGCCUGUGGUAGAGGAACAACAGAUGCCUUUAGUGAAUUUUAUUCAAACCAUCCGACCUCCACUUAAAUCAUUCGCUUAUACCUGUAAACAGACCAUUUAUCACCUUCAGCAUCAUUUCUCUAAAAACAACUCCUCUUGGCUUCCUCGUCGUAUGCAAAGUUCAUCACGCACACGUAGUCCUUCGCUUUCUUUGCUCAAGGCCAAUUUGCAGAAAGCCAUUGCCUUGUUUGAAACAGCUCAGAAACAAGCUGUUCAAAAACUCACAGCCAAAGCCAACCCAAUCGCGCAUGCUGAAACAGAAGCCAUUGGUUCUGUGCUGGGUGAAGAAGUCAUUCUUGUGUAUUUCUUUGUGUUUAACAUGACUGAAUUUGCUCGUGAAUUGAUCACUUUGGUCGAAUCGGUCGAGAAACUGAACAGAAAGCCACAGAUGGGUAUUUUCGCUUGGCUCAUGUCAUUUCCUUCUGCUUAUCGUACCAAGAAACGAGCUUAUCAUCUUCAUGAUGUCCAUGUUGUGCCAUUUGUGCCGAAUGAACGCAAUACGAUCAAUACGUUACAUACACCCACACCCAAAACCAAAUGGCGACGCUUUUUUAUUCGUGUCUGGCGCACUUUCUCCUUAUUCAAGCUACAAAAGAUCCGAUAUGCCACCAAAGCCAUGGUUGCUGCCAUCUUGUUAGCUACACCUGCCUUUGUGAAUUAUAGUCAAGAUUGGUUCCGUACGUAUCGCAUGGAAUGGGCUUUGAUUACAUUGAUGGUGGUCAUGACGCCAACGGUAGGUGGCACGAAUCUAGUCGCAGUCUAUCGUAUUUUCUCGACUGCUUUGGGUUGUUAUGUGGCCAUGAUAUUCUAUAUGCUGUUUCCUGGGAACAUGGUCGUCCUUGCUCUGCUGACUUGGUUGUUUUCGAUCCCUAAUUUCUACUUGAUUCUGUACAACAAACACGGUAAAUUUGGACAGUUCACACUGUUGGCCUAUAAUCUGGUCAUGCUCAACAAAUACAAUGACCGUGAUACGAAUGAGAUUGAAGUCUGGGUACUAGCCAACCAACGUUGUUUUGCCAUCUUGGUCGGUGUGGUGUUUGGUUUGAUUGCCACAGCGUAUGUUUGGCCCUACGAAGCCCGUGUUGAACUCCGAAAGGGACUUUCUGAUUUCUUGUUGCGACUCGCAUGGCUAUACCAAAAACUCGUUUCCAUCUAUAUCGAUUAUCCUGUCAAGAACCGUACACAGCCUAACGGCCAACGCGAGCCUCAGCAUCGUAUUGUGAACCUAGUGCAGGUUGCACCUGAUGCUUCAGAAACACAACUGUUGACAUUUGAAUCACAACGUCAGUUAGCCACACAGUCCUUUAUGGACCUUGAGUUGGGAUUACAGCGUGCUUUGUUAGACUUGCAGGCCUUGUUGUCUCAGACACCCAAUGAGCCUCGUCUGAAGGGACCUUUUCCUGUCGAUACCUAUCGCACCAUGUUGACAUCGUGCCAAAACAUUGUAGAUCGAUUCUUAUCUAUGCGUACGGUCAUGUUAAAAGACACAUGGCAAAACCAAGUGCAGCAUGACUUUAUGAUUCCUGUAGCAAGCGAGCGUAAGGAACUGGUAGGAAAUGUGUUGUUGUAUUUUUAUUUGUUGGCUUCUGCUUUGCGUUUAAAGACACCGAUGCCGCCUUAUUUCCCGCCUGCAAGGAAGGCAUGGAAGAGUUUGUUGGAGCAAUUAUUUCAUAUGCCUAUGGAGAGGUCCAAACAAUUGGUAGAGAAAAAUGAUGUUUAUAUGUUUUAUUAUGCGUAUGUGACAUUGAUGGAAGAUAUUAUUCGAGAAUUAGAUAAAGUAAGAAGGAAAAAAAAAGAAGAAAACAAGAGUGGUAUGGAUGAACUCAUCUUUUUUUUUUUGAUAGUUGGGUGA